AUGUGCGUGCUCCUCCCGGCGUGGCUGUGCCUGCUGCUCGGCCUGCUGCCUGUGGAGAUCCAGUCCCGGGCCCUGUCCGCGCAGAGAGCUCCCAGACACAGGUUUAACUUACCCAGAACCUCCAAAUACCCAAAGCCUGUUUACCCCGCCGCCGUGGCGGCCGUGCCGGACGUCCCCGUCGAGCUCGAUAAUGCGAUCGCCCAGGAAGGCCGACACAUCAUCUGGAGGGCCCCGCCGGCGCACAAAGAGCCCCCCAGGCAGCCGUCAGGCCCGCCGCUCCACAGGCGCUACAACGCGCUCCCGGAGGCGCCGGUCCGGCCGCGGGGGUCCCGGGGUCGUCGCCACGCCAACGGCGGAGGCGGGAGAGGCCACGGCCACCUGAUGAGGGUGGGGUGCGUCCUCGGCACCUGCCAGGUUCAGAACCUCAGCCACCGCCUCUACCAGCUGAUCGGACAGAGCGGGAGGGAGGACUCGUCGCCCAUCAACCCCCGCAGCCCCCACAGCUAUGGCUGA
Salarias fasciatus (jewelled blenny) is the source of this 513-nucleotide messenger RNA. It is a transcript of the gene adm2b, whose product is annotated as adrenomedullin 2b. Bases 1 to 513 code for a protein of 170 amino acids. The transcript has 2 exons. The record is from RefSeq and is a predicted model, not a curated record. NCBI's taxonomy places the organism in Eukaryota, Metazoa, Chordata, Actinopteri, Blenniiformes, Blenniidae. Gene Ontology annotation, biological process: regulation of systemic arterial blood pressure; adenylate cyclase-activating G protein-coupled receptor signaling pathway; positive regulation of heart rate. Gene Ontology annotation, cellular component: extracellular region. Gene Ontology annotation, molecular function: hormone activity.